Molecule: messenger RNA, 1392 nt
Organism: Tachysurus fulvidraco (yellow catfish)
Lineage: Eukaryota; Metazoa; Chordata; Actinopteri; Siluriformes; Bagridae
Exons: 5
Coding region: 234-965 (243 amino acids)
Biological process (GO): response to bacterium
Source: RefSeq, a predicted model, not a curated record
UAUAUUCAUCCUUCAUCUAUUCAUCUCAGCUCUAACAGUCAGGACAGUAGAUUAAAGUAACUAAUAAACUAAUGAGUUAUAAGAAUAAAUGUGAGAAUAUAAAAUGAGAUUUCAGAAGCUUAUUGAACACCAGAACAGAACAGGAGACAGGAUGUAGAGUCUCGUGGCUGACGAAGUUAAACCGGAAAACAGCAGAAACACAAGACUUUUUAUUCCACUAAGUGUCUGUUCACAUGUUCAGUGGAGGAUGUGUGUUAGACAUGGCAGAGUUCCUGAGUGGGUUUAAUCUACAGCUGCUGGUUGGUGUCAUCAGUCUGAGUCUCCUUCAGAACAUUUCAGCUGAUCUGUUAUCUGUUGAUCCUGGAGAAAACGUCACUCUGCCCUGUAACAUCACUAAUUAUUCAGAGAUAUCAUGGUAUCACAUGAACUCAGCAGGCGUGAGGCAGAUUAUAUCGACCACACAAGGGAAAGUGGGCAAACACUUUUAUAUUGCAUAUAAUGAAGAUGAGAGUCACUUUACUAUAACAGAAAGCAGCAGUUCAGUCAGUUUAGUGAUUAUUGGAGUUAGAGACACAGAUCUGGGAUUUUAUUACUGUGGAGGUCGAAACAAGGGACACAAUCAGUUUGGGAAAGUCAUCAGUCUGAACUUUACAGGUGGCACACACCAGAGUGGAGGAACUGAGAACAUCUGGAUUAUACAUAUGGCCAUAAUGUGUGUGUGCUCCAUCUCUGUCCUAAUAAUCAUCAUCUGCAUGUGUGUGUUCUGCAGCAGGGUGGAAGAAACAUCAUCAUCAUUAUCAUCAGGCUGCAGUCACGACACCAGCUCCACUGAACAGGACGAAAAGAUUCAUCAUGACAGUUUGCUGUAUGACAGAAAGUUCACAGGAUCUGUUAAGAACAACAAAGCUUCAGAUUUGGACUGUGUGACUUACGUAACCUUCACCUCACAGCCGCAGAGACACUGACCUACAGGGUGUCUAUUAUUAUUAUUAUUAUUAUUAUUAUUAUUAUUAUUAUUAUUAUUAUUAUUAUUAUUAUUAUUAUUAUUAUCUUGAGAUUAAUCUGGAGAACUCUCAAAUCACAUGGACUGAUGUACUAGAUCAGAUUUACUUUUCUAACUAACCUUAUAAAAAUGUGUUCUGUCAAUUUGUGGUUAUUUAUAAUUAUAUACAAAUGUUUAGGUCUCCGUAUAAAAUAAGACCUAAAUUAAACAUUAAGAUAAUUAUUAUGGUGUAAAUGAGUAGUGGUUUUAAAAAUUAAAAAUCUUUGAUUAAACAGAACAUAAUCUAUGUUUUUUUUUUUCAUGAUAAUCCUGAUGUAAUGUUUUUCUUCUUAUCUUAAAGUAUUAAAAUGUUUAAUUUAAGAGUAUUUUGAAUAAAUGGGGUAAAGGCA